Messenger RNA from Insectozyma verbasci, 2073 nucleotides. Lineage: Eukaryota; Fungi; Ascomycota; Pichiomycetes; Serinales; Debaryomycetaceae. The record is from the annotation of a GenBank genome assembly.
AUGGAUUCAUUAAAUUAUUCACCAUCCAAUCAUUUAAAUCAAAUAUUUGAUUCACCAAAUAGUCUAAAUGAAAUACCUGAUAUAUUAUCUCAUAUAAAUCAAUAUAAAUUAGAACUUAAAAAUGAUAUUGAAAAAUCAAAACUGGAAUAUAAUUGUUCAACAACUGUAAAUGAUGAUAUUAAGGAAUUAUUAUCAACAAUUCAUCAAAUUAAAUCAGAUUCAAAAACCACCAAGGAAUCAAUUAGUUUAAUGACGAAAUCAAUACAGGAUUUAGAUACAUUUAAGAAAAACUUGGUUAAUUCAAUGACUAUAUUAAAAAGGUUACAGAUGUUGAUAAAUGUAAAUAAUGACUUGAAUGAGAAGUUAGAAUCUAGGAAUUAUAAAGAAAUAUAUCUGUCACUAGGUGUAAUUAAGGAAUUGUUAGAGUUUUUCAGGCCGUAUAAAUCAAUUGAUGAAAUAAAUCAAAUAAAUUUGUUGAUUAUACAUACCCAGAAUAAAUUAAUUGAUGACAUAUUCAUGGAUUUUGAGGAUGGAAAGGGGAAUUUCUAUGGUGCAAAAACGUUGGAACUAAUAGAUGGGAAAUAUAAAGAUAAUUUGCUCACCUGGUUUUUUAAUCAGAAUUUAAAAGACCUCAAGAACAUUUUUGGUAAUUCAGAUGAAGCUGGGUCAUUAGAUAAUCUUAAUCGAAGAUAUAUUUAUUUCAACAAGAUAUUUGAUCAAAUUUCAUUUGAAAAUUUUCCAAAAGAUUGGAAUGUUGAACAAGAAUUCACUAACGAAUUUUUUAAAUUUACAAAACAAGAUAUUUCAAGAUUAUUAUAUAAUUCAAAAAUAUCACCUCGAGCAUUAUUAGAUAAUUUGCAAAUUACUCAAGAUUUUGAAAAGUCAAUUAACUCAAAAUAUAACACUAAUUUUAAUAUAUCUUCAGUUUUUGAACCAUAUUUAAUCUUAUGGGUAAAUGAACAAGACUCAGUACUUAACCAAAAAUUAAUCCAAUUUAAUUCAGUAUCUCAAUUACCUGAAGAAUUAAUAAAGGAUAUUCAUGCAAAUGUUCCAAAUGUAUCUAAUUCAUCAACUGAAUUAUUUAAAAUUUUCAACAAGUUAUUUUCACAAUUAUUAAAAUUAUCGAAAGGUGAAGUUUUAAAAGAUUUAGCUAAACUAUUUAAUAAAUAUUUGUAUGAAUAUUAUUCAAGGAUUUUGUUGCCUAUUUUACAAACUGAAAGUAACAAUACCGAAGAAUCAAUUAAAUAUUUAACUAUGGUUUUAAAUUCUAGUGAUUAUAUAAUUGGCAAUAUAGAUGAAUUAAGUGAAAAAUUCGAGACUAUAAAUCAACCAUAUCAAUUUAAUAAAGAUAUAUAUUUUCAACUUAUCAAUAGGACAAUUACAAAAUUGACAAAUUUAGAUUAUAGUUAUUGUUGGAGAGAAUUUAAUAACUUUGAUUGGGAUAAUUUGGAAGAUGUUACUGAUGUAAGUUCAUACAUGCAAGAUAUAAAGAAAGUAACAAAAGAGAAUCUAAAACUCAUUUUGCCUUUAAUUAUAAGAGACAGUUAUAUACGAACAUUCAAUGACAAAUUAAUUGACUCACUACUCACUACCAUAUUAAACCUUUUAAGGUCUAUAAAUUUAUCAGUGGUGGUAUGUGAGCAACUCCUACUCGACAUAUCAAAUCUCAAAGAUUUAGCAUUUAAAUUUCCUUCCUUUGGUAAUAAAAAUUCAAGUACAUCAUAUACUAAAUUUGUAAAUAUUCAUUUCCAAGACCUUGAAAAAAUAUUAAAAUUGCUCAUUGUUCCAAUUAAACCAAUGGAGAAUAUUAUAGAAUCUUAUUUUGAGCUUAUUGGUGAUCAAUCAAUUUCCAAUUUCACAAAAAUAUUAAACUUAAGAAAAAUUGAAAAUAAAUCUAAAUUUAUUGAUAAUUUUAAGUUACAGUUGACUAUUGAGAAUGAAAAGAGACCAUUGAAUCAAUUAUUGGCUAAUUUGAAAGAAGAUGUUAGUAGUUUAUCACCACCCCCAUCAAGUGGAAAUAAAUUGAAUGACAAUUUUAAAAAUUUUGGUAAGAUAUUCUCAAAGAAAAAUUAA